AUGAUGGCGGCCGAGGCUCCAGGCGAGGAGGGCGGCUCGGCGAGCGCCGCCGGGGAGCCGGGGCACUGCCCUGCCCUGUGCCGGGGCAAGGGGCCGCAGGGCUCCGGCGCGGGUAGCCCGGGCGCCGGCCCCCCUUUGUGCCCGGCGCUGGGACUCCUGGCCCGGGGCUCGGGGCCUGCUCCUCCGGCGGCGGCAGGCGGCGCGGUGGCCGCCGGGCUGGAGCAGGAGAUGCCCAGGGGGGCGCUUGCCCCGCAGGAACCCGGCCCAGCAGGAGGUCCGGCCCCUGGGGGCUUCCCGCCGCUGCCGCCCCCGCCGCUGCCGCUGGUAGGGGGGCUGGGCACCGUGGAUGAAGGAGACUCGCUGGACGGGCCGGAGUACGAAGAGGAGGAGGUGGCCAUCCCGCUCACUGCGCCCCCGACUAACCAGUGGUAUCAUGGAAAACUUGACAGAACAAUUGCAGAAGAACGUCUUCGGCAAGCCGGAAAACCUGGUAGUUACCUUAUUCGAGAGAGUGAUCGGAGGCCAGGAUCAUUUGUGCUUUCAUUUCUUAGCAAAACAAAUGUUGUCAAUCAUUUUAGGAUUAUUGCCAUGUGUGGAGAUUAUUACAUUGGUGGACGACGAUUUUCUUCGCUUUCAGACCUAAUAGGUUAUUACAGUCACGUGUCUUGUUUGCUUAAGGGGGAAAAAUUGCUUUUCCCUGUAGCACCUCCUGAGCCAGUGGAAGACAGAAGGAGAGUUCGAGCCAUUCUGCCAUACACUAAAGUGCCAGACACAGAUGAAAUAAGUUUCCUUAAAGGAGACAUGUUUAUUGUCCAUAAUGAAUUGGAAGACGGUUGGAUGUGGGUUACAAAUCUACGGACAGAUGAACAAGGCCUUAUUGUAGAAGACCUGGUAGAAGAAGUGGGACGUGAAGAAGACCCACAUGAAGGCAAAAUAUGGUUCCAUGGGAAGAUCUCCAAACAAGAGGCUUACAAUUUGCUGAUGACAGUUGGUCAAGUGUGCAGUUUUCUUGUGAGGCCCUCUGAUAAUACGCCUGGUGAUUAUUCACUCUAUUUUCGGACCAGUGAAAAUAUUCAACGUUUCAAAAUAUGCCCUACUCCAAACAAUCAGUUUAUGAUGGGAGGAAGAUACUAUAACAGUAUUGCUGACAUCAUUGAGCACUACAGAAAAGAACAAAUUGUUGAAGGAUAUUACCUAAAAGACCCUGUCCCAAUGCAGCAUCAAGAACAAGUGCUUAAUGAUACAGUGGAUGGAAAAGAAAUCUAUAAUACAAUUCGUCGAAAAACAAAGGAUGCUUUUUAUAAAAAUAUUGUCAAAAAAGGGUAUCUUCUGAAAAAAAGCAAAGGAAAGCGAUGGAAGAAUUUGUACUUUAUUUUAGAGGGGAAUGACGCCCAGCUUAUUUAUUUUGAAAGUGAAAAGCGAGCCACAAAGCCCAAAGGUUUAAUAGAUCUCAGUGUGUGUUCUGUCUAUGGAGUUCAUGACAGUCUGUUUGGCAGGCCAAACUGUUUUCAGAUAGUAGUUCAGCACUUUAGUGAAGAACAUUACAUCUUUUACUUUGCAGGAGAAACUCCAGAACAAGCACAGGACUGGAUGAAAGCUCUGCAGACAUUUUGCAAUUUACGAAAAACCAGUCCUGGGACAUCUAAUAAACGUCUACGUCAGGUCAGCAGCCUUAUUUUACAUGUUGAAGAAGCUCAUACUCUCCCAGUAAAACACUUCACUAAUCCGUAUUGUAACAUCUACCUGAACAGUGUCCAGGUAGCAAAAACGCAUGUCAGGGAAGGGCAGAACCCUGUAUGGUCAGAGGAAUUUGUCUUUGAUGAUCUUUCACCUGAUAUCAACAGAUUUGAGAUAAGUCUGAGUAACAAAACAAAGAAAAGUAAAGAUCCAGAUAUAUUGUUUAUGCGUUGUCAGUUAAACCGGUUACAGAAAGGACAUGCAACAGAUGAAUGGUUUCAGCUGAGUUCCCACAUACCAUUAAAGGGUAUUGAACCUGGAUCUUUGCGUGUCCGAGCACGAUAUUCUAUGGAGAAAAUCAUGCCAGAAGACGAGUACAGUGAGUUUAAAGAGCUGAUACUACAGAAGGAGCUGCAUGUAGUCUAUGCCUUAUCACAUGUAUGUGGACAGGACCGAACACUACUGGCUGGCAUUUUACUGAAGAUUUUUCUUCAUGAAAAGCUUGAGUCAUUGCUCUUACGAACACUAAAUGACAGGGAAAUAAGCAUGGAAGAUGAAGCUACAACCUUAUUUCGUGCUACCACGCUGGCAAGCACCCUUAUGGAACAGUAUAUGAAAGCUACAGCAACAAGUUUUGUUCAUCAUGCGCUGAAAGACUCUAUUUUAAAGAUAAUGGAAAGCAAGCAGUCUUGUGAGCUAAAUCCUUCAAAGUUAGAAAAAAAUGAAGAUGUGAACACUAACUUAACUCAUCUGCUAAGCAUACUUUCUGAAUUGGUGGAGAAAAUAUUCAUGGCUGCAGAAAUAUUGCCUCCGACAUUGAGAUAUAUUUAUGGGUGUUUGCAGAAGUCUGUCCAACACAAGUGGCCAACCAAUACCACAAUGAGAACCAGAGUUGUUAGUGGCUUCGUUUUUCUCCGACUGAUUUGUCCUGCUAUCCUGAACCCAAGGAUGUUCAAUAUCAUCUCAGAUUCUCCUUCUUCCACUGCUGCAAGAACACUGACGCUGGUCGCCAAGUCUGUGCAGAACUUAGCAAAUCUGGUUGAGUUUGGAGCUAAGGAGCCUUACAUGGAGGGGGUAAAUCCAUUUAUCAAGAGUAACAAACAUCGCAUGAUCAUGUUUUUAGAUGAACUUGGGAAUGUACCUGAACUUCCAGACACUACAGAGCAUUCUAGAACUGACUUGUCUCGUGAUCUAGCAGCCUUACAUGAGAUUUGUGUGGCACAUUCAGAUGAGCUUCGGACGCUCAGUAAUGAGCGAGGCGUAAUGCAGCAUGUCUUAAAGAAGCUUCUAGCUAUUACAGAACUGCUUCAGCAAAAACAAAAUCAGUAUUCAGUGUCUAAUAACAUCAGGUAG
Emys orbicularis (European pond turtle) is the source of this 3030-nucleotide messenger RNA. RefSeq names its product RAS p21 protein activator 1 (gene RASA1). The transcript has 25 exons. Gene Ontology annotation, molecular function: protein binding. NCBI's taxonomy places the organism in Eukaryota, Metazoa, Chordata, Testudines, Emydidae. Gene Ontology annotation, biological process: regulation of GTPase activity. The record is from RefSeq and is a predicted model, not a curated record. The coding region runs from base 1 to 3030 and encodes 1009 amino acids.